Messenger RNA from Brachypodium distachyon (stiff brome), 1425 nucleotides. RefSeq names its product transcription termination factor MTEF1, chloroplastic. Lineage: Eukaryota; Viridiplantae; Streptophyta; Magnoliopsida; Poales; Poaceae. Gene Ontology annotation, biological process: regulation of DNA-templated transcription. Bases 14 to 1066 code for a protein of 350 amino acids. The record is from RefSeq and is a predicted model, not a curated record. Gene Ontology annotation, molecular function: double-stranded DNA binding. The transcript has a single exon.
AAAAGUGGAUGAGAUGCCACUUCGCACCCCACCUCCAUCAUCGUCUUCCUCCUCCAACUUUCAUCUCUCAAACCAAACAAACACAAAUAAGCUCGGGAGGAAGAAGCCUCGGGCGGCCGUAACAAUGCCGCUCUGCAGCUUCUACGCCUCCACCUCCCUCCCCGUCGCCAAGCCCCACCACUCCACCAAGCCCUCUCCCGCCGCCGCCGCCGCCGCCGCCGCGACCACCGUGCCAACGAUGACAGCGGGGGAGGCGGCGCUGACGCCGCUGCACCUACCGGAGCUCCCUUCUCACACCCGGGACAAGAUCCUGAGCCUGGAGCUCAUGGGCGUGGACUACGGCCGCGCCCUAACCCUCAACCCGUCCCUCCGCGACGCGUCCCCGGAGUCCAUCCACUCCAUCGUCACCUUCCUCCAAACCCGCGGCGGGCUCCAGUUCAAGGAUCUGGGCCGCGUCUUCGGCAUGUGCCCCUCGAUCCUCACCUCCUCCGUGCGCCACGACCUGGCCCCGGUGCUCGCCUUCCUCACCACCGGCCUCGGCGUCCCCGAAUCCGCCUACCGCCGCGUGCUCGUCAAGUGCCCGCGCGUGCUGGCCUGCAGCGUGCGCGACCAGCUGACCCCGGCGCUCCUCUACCUCCGCCGCCUGGGCUUCCGCGACGCGCGCGCGCUGGCGUUCCAGGACCCGGUGCUGCUGGUGUCCAGCGUGGAGCGCACCAUGGCGCCCAAGCUCGAGUUCCUCCGGGACGGGCUCGGGAUGCCGAGGGAGGACGCCGUGGCCAUGGUGGUCCGCUGCCCCGCGCUGUUCACGUUUAACGUGGAGAGGAACUUCAAGCCCAAGUUCAAGUACCUUGUGGAGGAGAUGGGCGGCGGGGUGGAGGACGUCAAGGCGUUCCCCCAGUACUUUACCUUUAGCUUGGAGAAGCGGAUCGCGCCCAGGCAUCGUGCCGCGGUUGAGGCUGGCGUCGUGCUGCCGCUGCCGGACAUGCUCAAGGCCACCGACGACGAGUUCACGGAGAUGAUCGCCAAGGAGUCGGAGCGGAUCAUUAGCGGAGCUAGCGAGCUCUAGCGUAUGACGAAAUACGAAUUGAUGAUCACGUAGGUGGGUUAGGUACGCCCUGAUGCUCUGGUUUGAGUGUGUGUUUAAGUAACCACGGUGCACGCCGAUGGAUGUUCAUUUCAUUUGAUUAGAUUGUGUACAUAAAAAAGUGUUGGCAUCUGGUGCCACGCCUCGUGACUCACACGUACUGUCAGGUGAUUAUUCUUUCAUAUGCGGCGUGUGUAUAGUGCAUAGUAGUGUUUAGGAAACAUGUUGGGGCUGUAAAUAAGUCAUAUGGAAUAAAAGCUCAGUCAAGACGAACCCUGUCACUUUGUAAUUACUAUCAAGAAGUGCAAAUAACCUUCGGCUAUUAUGGCCGGUUGUUUCCC